AUGAUGAUGAAUCUGUGUUUCCUGCCAUCAUCAGCGAUUGUCGAAGCAGCGACGACAUUGACACAAAGGCAUCUUUCGAUCUUAGCCAAUGGAUCGAAAUAUGUUCCGCGAUGUCAAAGUUAUUCCUCGUCAACAUCUGCCCAGACUCUUAUUGCACGGGAAUUUGAUCGUAUGUCAUCGGUGAUCAUGGACGGUCUAGCGAGAAACUGUGUGUCGAAAUCAGAUGCUCGAGCCAAGCUGUUCUUCGGCUCAUUGAAACAUCUGAUUAGUCAAUUCUACGAGGAGAAACUGUCGUGGAAGUUGUUUCGGUCUGUUCGGCGAGAACAGUCAGUGGUUCGAAACAUUCGGCGCCAGUUGAAUGCCAAAAACAACCGGACGAUUCUGCGACGAACAGACAAGAACAAAGUCUUUCAUUUGGGCUCCAGUCUUGAUUAUGAGGAGAAAGCAUUGAUGUAUAUGAUGAAGACACAAGCUUAUGAAGAAGUCGACGAUAGACAAUGUCCAUUGCAAGAUAAUUUGACAUCGAUCAUCUCGUCGAUGAAUGGGCCAACGAUUGGUGUCUCUUAUUUUUUUGACCGUCUUCUGCGACCAUUGUUCGAUCAUGUUGCCAAACAAACGACGUUCGUUAAUGGCAUCGAUCUUGUUCGACAGUUGGAAAAGUAUCGAGACAGUGGUCAUCUAACGACGACAACUCAGUUCAUCACCUUCGAUGUCACUGAUUUGUAUACGAUGAUACCACGCGAUGGGGCACUACCCACAUUAGGACGAUGCCUUAACAAAUAUUCGGUGCGUGGCAAGAUCGAGAAUCUAUCUGUCGAUACCAUCAUGAAGUUAGCACGUCUUGUCUUAGACACGAACUGUUUCGUCUAUGAUGAGAAGUACUAUCGACAGAUCAAAGGCGGAGCAAUGGGUUCACCAUUUACGAUGACAUUAGCCAAUGUCUACAUGUUUGAAUGGGAGCAACCAUUGAUUGACUUGCAGACCAGUCAAGGCGAACUCUACGGAAGAUACAUCGAUGAUGUCUUCAUGACUUCGAAUAUGUCAAUUAGUGAAAUUCAUCGGCAACUCGACUGGAUGAAUCAGAAGGACGAGGAACAUAUUCGAAUUACGUACACAGUCGGCUCAGCGGCAGACUUUCUCGAUGUUCACAUUGAGAAUCAUGUCGGUCAACUGAAAACGUCGGUUUAUCGUAAGCCAGCUGCUGAGCCAUAUGUCUUGUCGUAUGCAUCCGAUCAUCCUCGGCAUGUUCAUGCGAACAUUCCAUAUGAAGCAUUGUUACGUGCUGCUCGGCUAUGUUCGGAUGUCUAUGCCUUCGAUCAGGAACGAGGAAAGAGGAGCAUUACGAACGUGGGUCUCAAGUCAGACUUAAAUCAUUGA
Didymodactylos carnosus is the source of this 1377-nucleotide messenger RNA. NCBI's taxonomy places the organism in Eukaryota, Metazoa, Rotifera, Eurotatoria, Philodinida, Philodinidae. The record is from the annotation of a GenBank genome assembly.